UUUGUCUCUGACCCCGGAGAGGCCGGCCAGACAGGGCGGGCAGGUCCCCGCCGCACCGCUUCCUCGCGAAGAAACCGGCUUCUGCUCGGCGCGGCCAGCAGGCUGAGAGCAAAGUGCGACUUUCCACAACGCAUCAUAUAUGCUGAAGCUCUCGGACAUUAGAAGGUUUAAUUCCAUUCUUGCACCCUGAGACAAGAAGCAGUGCAAUUGGUGUGCCAGCUUUCCAGACAGCCUCGUGAUGGCAGACCUUGAACACAAGCAGACGGCAGAGAGCUCUAGAAUUGCCACUGAAAUCACAACGGAUAAGUUGAUGCCAUCACGGCUUCAGCCAAACGGAAGGUGCAACCGAUACUUUCCAUACAUGGAUGGGAAGAAAUGCAGUGUAUGGAUGUUCUUACCUCUUGUCUUGACAUUGUUUACCUCAGCAGGACUGUGGAUUGUAUAUUUUAUAGCAGUAGAGGACGAGAAAAUUCUUCCACUAAAUGUGCCAUACAGCAAACCAACUUCUUUAAAGCCGCCAUAUAUAAGUAUUGCAGGUGAUGUCCCUCCUGCUAGCUGUGUAUUUAGCCAAGUCAUGAACAUGGCAGCAUUCCUAGCACUGGUCAUAGCUGUCCUACGCUUCAUUCAGCUAAAGCCAAAGGUUUUGAAUCCAUGGCUCAAUGUCAGUGGCUUGGUGGCCUUAUGCUUGGCUUCUUUUGGAAUGACCCUUCUGGGUAACUUCCAGCUUUCCAAUGAUGAAGAAAUACACAAUGUUGGCACCUUUUUGGCCUUUGGGUUCGGCACUCUGGCCUGUUGGAUUCAGUCCGCACUAACCCUCAAAAUAAACUUGAAGAACGAAGGUAGAAAAGCUGGAAUCCCACGAGUGGUUUUGUCAGCGGCAAUAACUCUCUGCCUAGUCCUGUAUUUCAUUUUGAUGAGUGAGUUUAAGUUCCACAUGCACGCGUCACGAGUCCAGUGGGGAAUGGUGAUGUGCUUCCUAGGUUUCUUCGGCUCCUUCGCGGUGGAAUUCAGACACUACCGGUUUGAGAUCAUUUGCUCCGAGUACCAAGAGAAUUUCCUCAGCUUUUCCGAAAGCCUCUCUGAAGCCUCUGAGUAUCAAACCGAUCAGGUGUAACCCAACUCCCAUUGACCAGGCGGAUGAUGUUUGAUGUCAAACGAUUGAACUCACGGCCUCUUUCAUUUACCGUGUUUUAAGCUUUUUUGCUAAUUUCUCCCUGCAAUUGCCCA
Molecule: messenger RNA, 1227 nt
Organism: Protobothrops mucrosquamatus (brown spotted pit viper)
Lineage: Eukaryota; Metazoa; Chordata; Lepidosauria; Squamata; Viperidae
Gene: TMEM150C
Product: transmembrane protein 150C
Exons: 10
Coding region: 239-1114 (291 amino acids)
Source: RefSeq, a predicted model, not a curated record